GCGACUCGGCGCGCGCUGAUGACGUGAUAACUGCGCCGGAAGUCCGAGCCGUGGGCUGCUGGGCUCCGUUAUGGCGGCUGCAGGGGCACGCUGGAAUCAUGUGUGGGUGGGCACGGAGACCGGGAUCCUGAAAGGGGUGAACCUUCAGCGCAAACAGGCGGCGAACUUCACGGCGGCGGGACAGCCGCGGCGCGAGGAGGCGGUGAGCGCCCUGUGCUGGGGCGCUGGAGGCGAGACUCAGAUCCUGGUGGGUUGCGCCGACAGAACGGUGAGGUACUUCAGCACCGAGGAAGGCCGAUUCCAGGGCCAGAAGCACUGCCCUGGCGGAGAGGGCACGUUCCGAGGCCUCGCCCAGGUCGACGGCACCCUUAUCACAUGUGUGGAUUCUGGGAUUGUCCGAGUCUGGCGUGACAGUGACAAAGAGGCAUCUUCUGACCCACUCCUGGAACUGAGUGUGGGUCCUGGGGUGUGUAGGAUGCGCCAAGACCCGGCACACCCCCAUGUGGUUGCCACGGGUGGGAAAGAGAAUGCUUUGAAGGUGUGGGACCUACAGGGGUCUGAGGAGCCUGUGUUCAGGGCCAAGAACGUACGGAAUGACUGGCUUGACCUGCGGGUUCCCAUCUGGGAUCAGGACAUACAGUUCCUGCCUGAGUCUCAGAAGCUUGUCACCUGCACAGGGUACCACCAGGUCCGUGUCUAUGAUCCAGCCUCCCCCCAGCGCCGGCCAGUCCUAGAGGCCACCUAUGGAGAGUACCCACUUACGGCCAUGACCCUCACUCCUGGGGCCAAUUCAGUGAUCGUAGGGAACACUCACGGGCAGCUGGCAGAAAUCGACCUUCGGCAAGGGCGCUUACUGGGCUGUCUGAAGGGGUUGGCGGGCAGUGUCCGAGGAUUACAGUGCCACCCUUCAAAGCCCCUGCUAGCCUCCUGUGGCUUGGACAGAGUCUUGAGGGUACACAGGAUCCGGAAUCCACGGGGCCUAGAGCAUAAGGUUUAUCUGAAGUCUCAACUGAACUGCCUUCUCCUGUCAGGCAGGGAUAACUGGGAGUUUUCUCCCACUCACCAGGAUGAGCCGCAAGAGCCCCAGGAGCCCAAAAAGGCACCCCUGGAAGACACAGAGACCGAUGAACUUUGGGCCUCCUUGGAGGCAGCUGCCAAGCGGAAGCUCCCUGAUUUGGAGCGGACCCAGGGGGCUCUCCAAACCAGACGGAGAAAAAAGCAGCGGCCUGGGUCCACCAGCCCCUGAAGAGCCUGCCCUCACUUUGUAAAUAAACAGCUCAACACCCA
This is a messenger RNA of Lutra lutra (Eurasian river otter), 1287 nucleotides long. RefSeq names its product WD repeat domain 74 (gene WDR74). NCBI's taxonomy places the organism in Eukaryota, Metazoa, Chordata, Mammalia, Carnivora, Mustelidae. The transcript is spliced from 11 exons. The record is from RefSeq and is a predicted model, not a curated record. Gene Ontology annotation, biological process: ribosomal large subunit biogenesis. Bases 71 to 1246 code for a protein of 391 amino acids. Gene Ontology annotation, cellular component: nucleolus; preribosome, large subunit precursor. Gene Ontology annotation, molecular function: protein binding.